AUGCUUCACCUCGGCCUCCGCCGCAUCGGCGCCGCACCCUCUACCACCACAACCCGGCUUAUCCCCCACAUCCGUCCAUUGUCACAAGCACGAAGGGACUGUUUCUUGCCCAAAACCAUCUCCAAUAUCCGCAUUCCAUUUUAUUAUCAAGUUCGCUCUGCCUCGGCCUUUUCGCGCUUUCGCGACAACUUCAAUGAAGCCAGAAAGGAUAUCUGGCAAGAACGGCCCAUUGGCAUGCCGGCCAUGCUCAUUUUUGCCCUCGGUACGACAGGCUUUCUCAUAUAUCUCAUAUACGACCACGUCACCCGGGUGGAACCCCAAUUCGCACGUUUUCCGGCACCCGUGAGUGAUAGAUUGCGAAAGGCAAUAUACUAUACAGAGUUCGAUUUGAAUCCUGUGGCUGCGCUUCAUUGGUACAAACAAGCGCUGAUUGCGGCAGAUUUGUCGGGCCUGCAUCCUUUCUCGGAAGAAGUACUGGGGAUCAGAUUACAUAUCGUACAGAUGCUAGAAAAAGCAGAGAUGAUCAAACCAGCUAUUGAAUUAUUAGAAACAUUACAGAAAGACUGUGUUGAAUGGGUGAAUAAUGGGCGGAGAAAGGAACUGGUUAGAUAUCGAGAGCGUUCAAGUCGAAAUCAAGCGAAAGACAGCUCUACCGCGGAAGACGAGAAUAUUGAGCAGGAAAAACAAAUAGAAGAGGAGCAACGGCGUGCCCUUGCUAUGAAGAGGGCUGCAGGCUGUGGUGUAAAGCUGGCAGAACUCUACUCAAGCGAUUACAUCCGUGACUCAGAAAAAGCCGAAGAGGCUCUAAUAAAAGCCGUUGAUCUCAGCCGCGCUGAGCUUCAGUACCGUCGGGGAAAGAACCUCCCAGUAUCCCAGGUAGAAGGUGGCUAUUACCUCAAUCUUACAGAGGUAGCAUCCGCUUUCAACGAACUAGCAGAUUUAUUUGCGCGGAAGGGUCGAAACGACCUUUCAACAGCUCUAUACAUGCAGUCUCUCUCACUAAUUAAAGAAGACGAGCAAGACAGGCCCAGUACAUGUGCCCAGGUCGUCCUGCUGAACAAUAUAGCAAGCCAAAUGGCUGAGCAGGCUCAAAGCCCAAGUCCUCCACCUGCAGCAACGACAUCCAGCGCACAUAUGCCCCCGGUAUCGCGUGACCAGUUACUUUACGCCGCCUCGGAGUGGGCUAAGAAAGCCAUUGAUGUGGCUGAUAAGAUCCAACCUCCAGCCCGAAAUCAGGAAUGUGACCAAGGGUGCCUAACCGCGACUUACAACCUAGGGGAGAUAGCGGAGAUGCAGGGUCAUUUUACUGAAGCGAAGAAGUAUUAUGUAGAAGCGAGGGAAAUCGCAAAGCGAAUACAGGUUCCUGAGGGUGUUGAGAGAGUAAAUGAGGCUAUGGAGCGGAUCAAAAAGCAGACAUGA
This is a messenger RNA of Ophidiomyces ophidiicola, 1419 nucleotides long. RefSeq lists its product as uncharacterized. The coding region runs from base 1 to 1419 and encodes 472 amino acids. The transcript has a single exon. Gene Ontology annotation, molecular function: misfolded protein binding. The record is from RefSeq and is a predicted model, not a curated record. NCBI's taxonomy places the organism in Eukaryota, Fungi, Ascomycota, Eurotiomycetes, Onygenales, Onygenaceae. Gene Ontology annotation, biological process: protein quality control for misfolded or incompletely synthesized proteins. Gene Ontology annotation, cellular component: i-AAA complex.